AGGAGGGGGAGGAGGAGUGAGGCUGUGUUCGCUCACUGCUCCACAGCGAGGAGACUCCGAGAAUAAACAAUUCACACAGACCACACGCUCCUCCGCUCCCUGCCGGAGCACACAACACACGAGGCGGCUCCUUUUUUAAUCGGACUAAAAUCUUCAUCGGUUUGUUUUUAUUUUUUUUGCCCGAGCCCCCGCCUGCCUCCGCGUUUCUGCUUCCUGCCCAAAGUGUCAAGACGAGAUGCGACCGCUUUCAUUGGAUUUGCCUCCUCCUGUCGAAUAACAACGAUGCGCCUCUCCGGCUGACUGAGGGGUGGACAGACGCAGGUUAUGUGGCAGGAGUGCAGGGGAGAAGCUGGGGCUAAGUGAAAAUGCCACUCAUUCCUGAAGAGUCCCUGGCCUCGUCAAGGUCCCCCAUGUGAGAUCUGCAAAGCUGAAAGGCGCCACUGACAGAACCACAUCCAGGCCUUAGGACAGACAUCCCAAACAUCCACAGCCACGGAAUGUGUCAACAUCUUUGUGGUGAAAUCCUGCCGACUCCUCGCUUGCUACUCACAUAAGCCUGGAGCUGGGCCUUCUGGGAUCCUACGGUGUUUUACAGGCAGACAACAAUGCCUGGGAGGCCCCCCUGCCCCACAUUGCCUCCAAAUAUGGAUGCUGUUUUACCACAUUGCUAACUCUGCACACUAAAAAGAGGGAUCUCCUUCCGGCCAGUGAAUCUUUCAGCCCCCGUGCCCUCUUUUUGUUAUUUAGGAAGUACAUGCCACUGUCUACCAGAUGACCUAGUGGACAUUUGUUUCCCAGUAGCCGGCUGAACUAUACGAGAGGAUCCUAGUAUUGAACAUGACUCAUGGGGAGGAGCCUGGCCCUGAGACACACAAGGAUUCAGCUGUUUUAACUUAUCUGGAAGGUUUACUGAUGCAUCCAGUGGUGGCCGGGCCUGGGGCCACGGCAGGUGGGAGGUCUGAGGCUGCCCGCAGCAAUCAGGAGCAAGGAGACAAAGGGGGUGGGCCUUACCAACUGCCCAGCCAUGGGCCCACAGCUCCUAAGACUGGAACCAAUGGGCCCACACUAGGUUCUUCACAGCACUUGAAGAAGGCCCGCCUACUGCGCUCUGGAGUCUGGAAUGAUCCAGGGAAUCAGCGGAUGAGUUCACCCCCAAUAGAACUGAAUGGCCAAGGGGGAGGCCUACAAAAUGGAGCACUAGAGGGAUCUCCUCAUGCUGGGGAGAGCACCCUGUUGGCUUCACUGCUUCAGUCAUUCAGCUCACGGCUUCAGAGUGUGGCAAUGUCUCAGCACUCUAAUAAGCCACCCAGUGAGUGUUCCUCUCCAUCCAAGGCACCACUUGCAGACAAAGACCCACUUCCUGUGUAUGGGACAGCUUCAAGCCGCUUGAAGGGCCUAAUGAGAAAGAGCAAACUUCAAAAUCACAGCAACACACCUUACAGUCGACGGGUACACAAUCAGGACAGGCCACCAGAAUCACCUCGGUCAGCGCAUAGCGCCACACCUCCCUCUGCACCAACAGCUACUGAAUCGGUAUCCUGUGCGGAGCGUCUAAAGGCAGUGGCCAACAUGGUGAAAAUCCGUUCCAGUCCAGCACCUUCACCCAAGCCCAGUGUAGCCUGCAGUCAACUGGCACUGCUUCUGUCCAGUGAAGCCCAUCUUCAGCAGUAUUCCAGAGAGCAUGCACUCAAAGCCCAGCUCUCAGGAAGAUCUGCAAGCGAGAGACUAGCUGCCAUGGCAAACCAGCAGCAUGGCCAGGACAUAAGACCACCUAGUGUGGGAGGGAGUCUGCCUGGAGCUGCAGACACCUUAAGCUCCUUAACAACCCAAAACGGAAUGACAACCACAAAUACAACAACAAUAUCCUCUCGAACAGCCCUGUCAAGUCCACAGAGCCCCUCUUUGCAACGUGGCCAUAGCCAAAGCUCCCCAGCCACUCCCCCAACUCCUCCAAGCCACACUCACAGCCAACAACCUAAGGAGAAGCGAGGCUUUGACUCACGUCCAACCCGUCCCCCACAGACAUGCAGCAGCUUGCUCCUACUGCUACUCAACAACCACAACAACCAGAAGCAGCUGACCAAGAAUGGGCACCUGGAGGAUAGUUGUGGCAUUCUGCCACCAAGCGGCUCCUCUUCAGUCACAUCGGACAGCGAGUGCUCCACCCAGGAGAGGAGCCUGACCAAGGAUAGCAGUGAUGCGGAGAGUUCCUAUUCGAGUUGCUCUCCUAUUGACCUCUCAAUGAGAAGCCGGGCCAAUACACAACGCACAGGGCCGAAAACUACCACCCCCUCUUCCUCCUUCUCCUCCUCCUCGUCCACCUCUACCCUCUCUUCUUCCACAACGUUGUUUUCUUCCACCCCUGUUGCAUUCUCUCCUCAAUCUUCAGCUCAACCCUCCGCCUCAAACCUUUCACCACCCUUGACUGUUGCUUCCUCUGUCUCCAAUGCUAUUUUCUCAUCUUCCACCUCCUCUAUCUCUACCUCCUCCCUGGACAAAUUAACAGAAUCUUUAAUAAACAAGUGGAAGCCAGAGGCAUUGGGAUCAAAGUUGUCCAUGAACAAGGAGUCUGAAAUGAGCCCAGACCUAAAAUCCCACCCUAAGGUCACACUAAUGCAGCUUCUUCUUGAACGCAGAAAUAAUGAGAUGGUUAAUAAAGGUGCAGUUAACCAGGAUUCGCCACUUGAUAUAACUAUGGCCACCAUGUCUCAAAGCCCACCAAAGGGACUGGUGCCCUGGGAUGACACCAGGACAAAAAGCCCCACAGAUAAGCCCGUAGCCCCAGCCCCACCCCACUACUCAGUUAAUCGUGACCACAGUGGUGCACUGUCCCCAUACUCCUACCCCUCUCCCCAUGUUCAAUCCAGCCCAUUGGACUUGUGUAAAUCUAAAACCUUCCCUGCUGAGAAGGCCUCUGAGCCUGCCUUCAGUGCCAGUAAACUGUUGCAGAAUUUGGCUCAGUGUGGCACAGCUUCAUCCUCCCCACCCAUCCCCUCCAGCAAAGGACUGGCCCAGGAACCUGAUGCCAACAGGCCCCUUGCUCUUUUGGAAAGGCUCAAUGCUCCAAUCCACAGGACCACCACCACUCCACUCUCCGACAGACCCUCCGGCAGUGGCACUCCUUUCAGUCGUAAGGAAGCUUCUCCUCCUUCUCAAAUUGAGAACCUUCUUGAGAGACGCACCGUACUGCAGCUCCUUCUAGGAACAGGCUCGGCUAGCGCUACAGUCAGCCGCAAAGAUAGGCCCAGUGGGAGGAGGAGUGUGGAAGUGGCAGGGGUAUGCUAUGAGAAGAGUCCUGGUACCUCCAUCAUGUCUGACACUUCAAGUGCUCCUUUGGACAUAAAGGUCAAAACGGAGAUCACAGAGGGAAUGGGACCGUCAUCUGCCAUGUCUGAGGACUUAAGUGGCAGGAAGAGACCUAGUGGCUAUGAAAAGAAUAGCCCCCUCUCAGAUUCUCAGCAGGACUUUAAAACAGAACCACGGCCUGCAGAGGUCAUAGCAAAAUAUGGCCUCCUUAGCCAGCUGCUGAAACAACAGACUGCUACCUACUACACCAGUGCUGCAAUGCAGACUGAGUCUCAGCCCAGACAGGUUAAAGAGGAACAGAGGGAGUAUCCAAGCCCCAGUCCUAAAAAGAGACGCCUCUGCCCUGAUCACACUGAUAGUUUGAGCAAUACCAGCUGUUCAAGAGCAGUGGACAGUAAUGACACAAACAUUUUUGCCUCUUCUGCUGUUCAGGAAGAGCCUGACUACCAGAGGAGUCUGAAGGAAGAGGUGGCUCCACCCAGGAGCCCACCAAGUGAAACCCCUGCCAGAGAGAGUCGGGGCUUCAAUGUGCUCAAACAGCUGCUGCUCUCUGACAACUGCCUGAAGGAGCUGUCCCAGCAGCCCCGGGGGGCAGCCAGUCCUACUGUCCUGCAGGCCAAUGGCAAGGCCAAUGGCAGCAUUCUCAGUCAGCCUGCCCAUAAUCACAACUUCCUUCACCUACCUGGGUGGCACCCCCAUGGCUCCCUUAACUCAGGGCUUCAGAGUAAUCUCAGACCACUGCCCACCCCGCCUGCAGGCGACAGCCCUAUCCGCAACCCUUGGAGCCGCCACCCAGCUCCAUGGCCUGUCAGUCAAAAACGGGACCCCCCUACUCUUGUCAAACAGGAGCCUGAGAGCCCUGUGCGAUGGGGUAGUCAGGAAAAUGAGGAGGAAGAGGAGGAGGAGGAGGGCUGUGACUCAAACCUGGACUCUCCUCGGCUCUCACGUUCCAACCCCAUCCUGUAUUACAUGUUGCAGAAGGGCAGUAUUCAGCUGAGGAAAGAGGUGAGGGAUCAGGCAGUAGGGACCCAGUCUGUGGUCAAAGUUAAAGAAGAGCCAAUCAGUGACAUGCAUGCCUAUGAACACAGUCUGAGCUCCACCCCGCAAUCACCAACCCACAACGACAAGCACAGCCACGAGAGCCAGGGGCUGAGCCGAUUUUCUGAGUAGAAGUUAUAUCAUCAACAGAAAAAUAACAAGUGGAAAUCAAAACCAUUGACUCUGUUUUUUCUUUUUUUAAAUGACUUGCCAAAUUUGUUUGAUGAGACAAAUAACAAAGAAUGCAAAGCUGAAAACAGGCCUGUCUUAGCAAAAAUGUCUAAUUGAUACAACCAAAACUACAUUACUGUCUCAAAUUUAACCUUUACCAUCAGUGAUUAUCAUGCACUACAUAUUUUAUUUUGUCAGAUAUGAAGUCCUUUACAAAUUGGCCUUGUUUUAUACUGAAUUGCACACAUAUCACUAUCCAUGACUUCUUUGCUGCCUGCCCUAAAACAUUUAGAGAGAACAUUUCAAGUGACAUUUAUAAUUAAUGAGUCCAAAAUUGUUCAUGCUCAGUUCAGUGGACAUUUAUUUAUUUUCUCCAUCAGAACACUUUCAGAGAGACAGAGUCCCAUCAAUUUUAGAUAAGAAUCCAAAUAAAGUCAUUCUCGAACAGUCACAGCAGUCUAUUACAACAAUGUACAUGAGACAUUCAUCCAAAGGACGUUGAAAACAAUAUUAACACUGCAGUUGCUUCGGUGAAGGUCUUACCAUGAGGAAUGCUUUGUCUUGCUUUUUAUAAAGAUUCAUGGUGUGGUAUGAUUGCCAAUGAAGUGAGUAUAUAUCAGCAGAAGUUUUAAUGGUCACAACUCAUUGUAUUUUACUUUGAUUUGAAUUGAACUUCUAAGGCUAAUAUUCGACAGUGCAAAUUCAGGGUAAUGAUGUUUGUGCAGUUUUCAGCAGGUGGGUCAACAGAGCGUGUGUGGUACUUACAGUUGAGCAACUGUGUGUAAACAGGUUUCUAGAGCAACAGUUAAAAGGCUGCAGUGUCUGAGAAACUUAUCUUACCAUCCUGGGUAAACCCACACCACUGUUUUUUUUCAUGCACACAAAAACUUUGAGUGUGAAGCACAUGGCCUUUUCUUUUCAUUUCAUAGAAAGGAGCACCCAGAGUUUGCACUAUUGAACCUGAGUUUCUCCGUGUGCUUUUCAGCAUAAUUUGAUGGCAUGUAAUAAAAAAUGUCAGUGUUGUUAUCUGUUGAGAAUUUGACAGUUUGUGAUUUCUUUUUUUUCCAUCAUUUUUUAACUGUUGUGGUUUUUGGACAUCUUUUCUUUUUGUGGCUCUCUCUGUCUUUUAAAUCAUAAAAUGUCAAAAGAAAUGCAUGAUAAUAAAGAGAAGACCACAGGUACAUCUUUGUUUCCAAAGCAGCUGGAUGUGUGUACCUGGCCAACAAUCGCCAAGACAUGUUGGUGUCUUGAGGGAUAUCUGGUAUCUAGCUCCUUACUUUGAUUGAACUGUAUUCUUUUCAGUUACUUUCACACACUGCUUUAUCCAUUUAGUCUUGUGAUCUUUUUAAUACAUAUACCUAUGAAGUAUGUCUCUUCGAUUAAUACAUUUUCACAACGGUUAAAUAUAUUUGUGUAAAUAGUACUUUCAGUAUGAAAGAUGACUAUUUUGUAAUGUUUAAGAAAAGAUAUGACCCUAGUUUUUAAUGCCCUGACAUGUAAAUAUGAAUUAUAUGCGUACAAGUGUACAUACAAAGGCAGAGGAUGCUAUGCCCAUCUUUUUUUGGUUGGUUUGUUCUUUGCAUGUGUCUCUAUGUGGUAAAUGAUAAUCUAUCCUGCGCUGUGUUGUGUAAUAAUGUCUGACUCUCCUCACUGCUGCCUGUUGCAUGCAGACGCAUGGGAACUACCUGUGUAUCCCUACUGGUGAUGGGGGAAAAUGUCAAGUCUUAAAAUAGGUCUUUUUUUAUCACACAGAGAGGUUCGUUUAGAAUAUGAUCAGUCUCUAAAUAACCACAGGCUGUUGAGCAAGUUGAUAAAAUGUGUGAAAAAUAAACGUGCAUUGAAUAUUUUUGUGAUUUUCUUUUCUGUUACUGGUUAACAAAGCUCUGUGAAAGAGCUUUAGUGGCGGAUUGACGUACAAUCAUGGAUCUGCAUUGUGCAUCUAAGAAAUACAUUUGUAGCAACAAAUAUUAAAAAAAAGAUGUUUCAUUUUUUCAUGUGAAGACCUGAAACAUUAUUUCAUUUUUUAUGUUUUCAUUUUUGGUGUUCAUUUGCACUGAUAUCUCAAAAAUAAAGUACUAAAAUGCA
Messenger RNA from Hippoglossus stenolepis (Pacific halibut), 6600 nucleotides. RefSeq names its product nuclear receptor interacting protein 1b (gene nrip1b). NCBI's taxonomy places the organism in Eukaryota, Metazoa, Chordata, Actinopteri, Pleuronectiformes, Pleuronectidae. Bases 838 to 4476 code for a protein of 1212 amino acids. Gene Ontology annotation, molecular function: signaling receptor binding; transcription coregulator activity. Gene Ontology annotation, cellular component: nucleus. The record is from RefSeq and is a predicted model, not a curated record. Gene Ontology annotation, biological process: regulation of transcription by RNA polymerase II. The transcript is spliced from 3 exons.